Messenger RNA from Owenia fusiformis, 301 nucleotides. NCBI's taxonomy places the organism in Eukaryota, Metazoa, Annelida, Polychaeta, Sabellida, Oweniidae. The record is from the annotation of a GenBank genome assembly.
AGGGGGGAGAGAGUUCAGACCCAGACUUGCACAAGCCACCAAUACCCUCUCACUAUAUCCAAAAUAUUAUUUCACAAUAUAUAAGUUUUGAUUCUGUCCCUCCAACCCCUAAGAAGAUAGAGGGGAGAGUUCAGACCCAGACUUUCCUUACUUUAUGCAAGACUUACCAGACUUUAUGCAAGACUUUCCAGACUUUAUGCAAGACUUUCCAGGCUUUAUGCAAGACUUUCCAGACUUUAUGCAAGACUUUCCAGUCCAGACUUUAUGCAAGACUUUCCAGACUUUAUGCAAGACUUUCCAG